AUGUUUCGCGCGUUCGUGGCCGAGGAGGAGUCUUCUAAAACGAGGAGGACGAGAAGAAUGAAAAGCGCGUCGUCAUCUUUCUCUUCCGUUAUUAUCUUUUACGUCGUCGUGGUAACUGUCUUCGUCUCGUUGGGAGUGUUCGUGGACGGACGAGAGUUUGAGCACAGAAGAGCUUCUUUUGGAGGUGGUUCUUCUUUGGAAACGACGAUUCAGACGACUGCCUCGGAGGAGGGGCAGCAGCAGCAGCAGCAGCAACAACAACAACAACAACAACAACAACAACAACAACAAUUACGUGCUUCUUCUCUCCUCCUGACGAGAGCGAAAGAGUUUGUCCUCAAAAGCCUUGGAGGAAAAUUGAAUAAAAAAGAAACCGAUUUGGAGGAGGAGGAAAAGGAAAAGGAGACGAGAAGGCAUUCGUCGUCGUCGUCGUUUACGUCGUUGUCCUCGUUAGUAUCGUCGUCCUUGAAAGCGAUCGAAUCGCGAGCGGAGUUGCGAGAAAAGUUUCGUCACUUCGUAUCCGUGCAAUUUCCGGAGAAGAAGAAAGAAUACGAAAGGAAAACGGAAGAAGAGUACGAGAAACGCAUGGAGAUUUUCCAAGAGAAUUGGAAAAGAGCGAUAGAGCGCGAGAUUGACGAUCGCAAAGGCGGCGGUUCGGCGAAACACGGCGUGACAAAGUUUUUCGAUUUGAGCGAGGAGGAGUUUCGAGAGCAGUAUUUGGGGUUGCUCUCGACUUCUACGUCUUCUUCUGCUUCAAAAGAUGCGUUUAGAAAACACCAGAUGGAAGCGCCAUCGGAGGAGGAUUUGGAAAAGUUACCGCAAUAUUACGAUUGGAGAGCGAGAGGCGCGGUGACGCCGGUGAAGGACCAAGGUCAGUGCGGCUCGUGCUGGACGUUUUCAACCACCGGAGCGAUCGAAGGCGCCAAUUUUAUCAAAACCGGUAAACUGGUCUCCUUAUCGGAGCAACAGCUGUUAGAUUGCGACGUUGGGUGCGCCCCAGAUAUACCGAACGCGUGUGAUAGUGGCUGUAACGGUGGUUUGCCGUCCAACGCGAUGGAAUACAUCGUCGAGCACGGCGGAUUAGACACGGAAAAAUCGUAUCCAUACAAAGCUUACAAGGAAGAUACGUGCCGCGCGAAGGAAGGCAAACUCGGCGCGACGAUAUCCAACUAUACCUUCGUCGGUAAAAACGAAACGCACAUGGCGCACGCUUUAGUAAAAUACGGCCCACUCUCCAUCGGCAUUAACGCCGCGUGGAUGCAAUCCUACGUCGGCGGCGUCGCGUGUCCGUGGCUCUGUAACAAAGACGCGCUCGACCACGGCGUGUUGAUCGUCGGCUACGGCGAAGAAGGUUUCGCCCCUGCGCGUUUACACAAAGAACCGUAUUGGGUCAUCAAAAACUCCUGGGGCAUGGGCUGGGGCGAGGAAGGCUACUAUCGCAUAUGCAAAGAUAAAGGUAACUGCGGCGUAAACAACAUGGUCGUCGCCGCGCUCAACGAAUAA
This is a messenger RNA of Bathycoccus prasinos, 1503 nucleotides long. RefSeq lists its product with no specific name. Gene Ontology annotation, molecular function: cysteine-type endopeptidase activity. Bases 1 to 1503 code for a protein of 500 amino acids. The transcript has a single exon. The record is from RefSeq and is a predicted model, not a curated record. Gene Ontology annotation, cellular component: lysosome. NCBI's taxonomy places the organism in Eukaryota, Viridiplantae, Chlorophyta, Mamiellophyceae, Mamiellales, Bathycoccaceae.